Molecule: messenger RNA, 3175 nt
Organism: Drosophila takahashii
Lineage: Eukaryota; Metazoa; Arthropoda; Insecta; Diptera; Drosophilidae
Gene: Saf-B
Product: Scaffold attachment factor B
Biological process (GO): regulation of mRNA processing; regulation of transcription by RNA polymerase II
Cellular component (GO): nucleus
Molecular function (GO): sequence-specific DNA binding; RNA binding
Source: RefSeq, a predicted model, not a curated record
AAUUGUGUGUGUAUCAGUGAGUUUGACAAGGAAUUUUUCACACGUUUCGAGACGAAAGAAAAGAAAAUUAAUUUUUUCCGGAACUAAAAGGCAACCGCGUUCUAGUUAGGCAAUCGAGAAGACCCAGUGAUCGUUAAGAAUACACAAUGCCCGAGGCCGGAAAGAAAAUCUCGGAGUUGCGCGUGUGCGACCUGAAAAGUGAACUGGAAAAACGCAAAUUGGAGACGGUGGGCCCAAAGGCGGUGCUCAUCGACCGUCUGGAAAAGUCGCUCAAGGGGGAGGGGUUGGACCCGGCCACCCACUUGAUUGUGCCGGGCGCGAAGGCCAAGAAACCGUUCGCCAUGCCCAUAAAGGAUCCCCAGUCGGAUGUGCUCAUCAAGGAGGAGCCCAUCGAUGCCGAGGAGGAGGAGGAGGUGGAGCAGCAGGAAGAUUACGGAAACGGCAACGACUUUUCCCACCAUGCCGACGACGAUGGGCAUGAGAUCGACCAGGUGGGCGAUGUGGACGAUGAGUGCGUGAUCCUAGAUGACGACGAUGAAGAGGAGGAGGAUCAGGAUCAGGAGUACGAGGAUGAGCACCAGAAUGGCGAUGGCGAGGCCGAGGGAGACGCCCAGGAAGGGGAGACUGAAAACAAUGGCGACGACGAGGCCAUCAAUGAGAUCCACGGCGAGGAGGAGAACACCGGGGACACCGGAAACAUGGACAACGACGAGUCCAUCAAUCUGACCAUUGGCGAGGACGAGCAGAAGCUGCUCCACGACGAGGCCCCCGACGAUAAGUCUAUUAAAUCUGUGAAACCGGCCAACAAAUCCGAUAAGUCUAACUCAAAGGAUGCCGAAAAGAAAAGUGACGAGAGCGCACGCUCAAAGAAAAGGGAUGAGAAAUCCUCUGACAAAAAGGACACUAGUGAUCAAAAGUCGUCUGGAAAGUCUUCGAAUCCCAAGGAUGAUAAAGAGAAAUCGACAGCAGCCGCAGGUGCCGCAUCCUCCACUGCAUCGAGUGCCGCUGGCAAGUCGGGAUCCGGUUCGAGUGCUGGCAACGGUAGCGGUGCCAGCUCGAACAACAACAAGCAGGCGACGCUGUCGCGUAAUCUCUGGGUUUCCGGGCUGUCCACUCUGACCCGUGCCAGCGACCUCAAGGCGAUCUUCUCCAAGUUCGGCAAGGUGAUUGGCGCCAAGGUGGUCACCAAUACGCGCACUCCGGGCACCCGCUGCUACGGCUACGUGACCAUGUCGUCCUCGGCGGACGCCUCGAGGUGCAUCGAGAACCUGCACCGCACCGAGUUGCAUGGACGCAUCAUUUCGGUGGAGCGCACCAAGAACGAGAUUGGCGGCAGCCUGAACUCCAAGGAGGGCAAGGGCAAGACUUCGGGCGACGCUGGAGGCAAGAAGAAGGACGAGGAGGGCGCCAAGAAGUCCGGCGGCGGCAAGGGAUCCAGCGAUCCUGCAAGGGACGACAAGAAGGGCGGCGAUGGAAAUGGCGCCGACAACAAGUCCACCGGCGGCGAUUCCAAGCGCGAUGGCAAGGACGGCAACAGGGAGCGCAAUCCACGGCGCAUCGAUGACAGGGGCAAGUCGUCGGCCAGCCAGGAUAGGCCGCGCCACGAUCGCGAGCGAUCCGGCACUGGCGGCCACAAGGGGCCGGGCAGCCAGGACCACCGUUCCGGGCGCAAUCCGCGCGACGUCGACCGCGAAAUCCAGCAGCGCCAGCGGGAGCGCGAGCGCCGCCAGCGGGAGAUGCUGUCCUACCAGAAGAUUCGCGAGGAGCGCGAACGCCAGCGCCUGCGGGAGCGCGAGCGUGAGCUGCGUGAGGAGGAACGUCGUCGGCGGGAGGCGCGCGAGCGUCAGCGCAUCGAGGAGGAGCGCCUGCAGGAGGAGCGGCGCAAGAUCGCCGUCGAGCGGGAACGGCUCGAGCGCGAGAAGGCCGAGCUUCUGCGCAUGGAGCGUGAGCGCCAGAAGCUGGAGCGAGAGAAAAUCGAGCUGGAGCGCCUCGAGCUGAAGCGACAACAGAUGAAGAUCAUGGAGUCCCGCGAGGAUCCUGGCAAGCGCGGGGUGAGCAAGCGCGCCGACGACCGCUACGGAGACGUUUCCGAUCGCAAGCGUACUGCCAUUUUUGAUGCCCCACCGCCACCGAGAUUCGACGCGAAUCUAGUUACCUCCCGCAGCACCUAUGACAAGAAACACGAUGACUACGGAUCCUCGUCGACCACCAAGCGUGUGCUGGAUGACUACUCCAGCUCCAACAAGCGCUUGGACUACUCUAACAAGCGCAACGACUAUAGCGCCUCGUCCGGAUCCAAGCGUGGUGCUGUCGACGACUAUUCCGCCGUGCCCACCAAGCGCUCCAAUGAUUACAGCGGCUCCUCGUCCAGCAAGCGCGACGAUUACAACAAGCGCGACGUGGAAGUGCGUCACCUGACUCUUUCGGGAACUGCCGGCGGCGGCGGCUCAGGCGGCUCGUAUCUGCACAAGAACAACUCGGGCGGCGGAGCCGGAUCCUAUGUCCACAAGAACAACUCCAGCGGCACUGGCGGACGCUACAAUGAUUCAGAUCGCACUAACACAUCGAGCUACAGACGCGAUGACUCCCACAGCCUGGGCAACAAGCGCUAUGACAACUCCAGCGGCGGCGGCGGCGGAGGCUAUGGCAGCAGCUCGAACAGCGUUAACAUCUGGGCCCCGUCAUCCGGCGGCGGAAGCUCCCACCUGGGCAGCAGCGGUGGCGGCGGCAACCAGAUAAAGUCGUACGGCAACAACGGCAUGUCCUCGAAUAUCCACAGCACUAAUUCGUGGCAGAAGUCGACUGCCGUCGAUGACAACAGCUGGCGCCAGGUGCCCGGGCGCUUUGAUCGCGGCUACAACGAUCGUUCGACCGGCUACCAGGGCCAAAGUGGCGGCGGAGGUGCCGGUGGCAUGUACGGUGCCAGCCGCCCCACCCAGGAUCGCUAUAGCGGACCGGUGUCGCGCUAUUAGGGAACGUGCAUUUCACCAGAGGCAAUUCAAAACAUGCAUCCCCCCGCAUCAAACAUACCUUUUUAAGACCCCGAAUGACCUUUCCCACAGCGCCUAGGAGCGCUGCUUCUACUCUAGUUCGCUUUAGUUGUAGAUUUAACACUUAAAAUUACAUUUGGAAACCAAUAAAUGUAUUACCAAAACAUAUGGCAAAUAUGCACAUA